Molecule: messenger RNA, 6576 nt
Organism: Oryzias latipes (Japanese medaka)
Lineage: Eukaryota; Metazoa; Chordata; Actinopteri; Beloniformes; Adrianichthyidae
Gene: sp2
Product: sp2 transcription factor
Biological process (GO): regulation of transcription by RNA polymerase II
Molecular function (GO): RNA polymerase II cis-regulatory region sequence-specific DNA binding; DNA-binding transcription factor activity, RNA polymerase II-specific
Source: RefSeq, a predicted model, not a curated record
UACAUUUUAAGUUUGCAUAUUAGUACAAUAUAUUUUUCAUUUUUAAACUAAGUUCUGCUUCUACCUCAUUCAGCGUAAAGCAACUCUUUGUUUUCCUUCAGGGUCUAACCAUGCUCUUCUUAUUACUUUCAGAGUUAUCUGUAUCCCUAUAUAUGAUAAUAUAUUACUUUUGACACUUUAAAGAAGGAUUUUUUUAUGAAAUAUAAGUUAUUUUCGGAGUUCAUUUUCCUACCUAAAGUAAGAUGACUGGAUAUCUGAGGCUCUGCCUUUCGUGACAUCAUCCUAGAGGCGGCCUUGGUGGCGUGUCCGUUUCUCCCACAAUAACAAACAAUAUCCGAGCUUUUGCAAAGAUGGAUUUGCAGAUUGUUCAUGUAAAAGGAAAGUGUUUGGCCGAUCACCACUAGCCCCACGGAGAAAGUUAAAUAUUGAUUUUGCAUGAAAUAAGCCCUUUAACUCAUUGCUUAGCGAUUAUCUGGACAUUCGUUUAUUGUUCCGUUGUGUAUUGUGGAUUACUAGUUUUGUUGGUGUGUUCAUUAGAACAAGGGGAGGACUGUGUUGCCACGUGAAACUCUGAAGGAUUAUGGUCUCUCAGGAGGAGCACAGUUCUGAUUUUCUGAAUUUCUCUGACGUGAAGCGAGUCUGUGUCAUACUAAACUCAUAGAGGCAUCAGAUGCCAACACAAUAACUUGUUUAAAAAUAACUUCCAAUAAACAUACCACAUUCUGAAUUUUCCUAAAAGCUGAAAUGUCAAGGAAAAACACGUUUUUCAUGAAAUUUCUGGCGCUCUGUGAUGCUGUGAGAGAUGCGAGUCCUGCUGUUUGCAGUGAUUUCACCUUCUUAUUCAUCCAUUCAUCUCUCCAAACAGCUUUUAGGUCUGGGCUGAAGCGGGCCUUCAUUCAUCAACAGAACUCUCCAACCUGUUUACAUCUGGAUUUUACCCAGAGCCAUACGUCCUCUUCUUCUUUUCCUUUGAACCGCUGGAAAGCUUUUGCUGUGAGACAGAAAGCUUCACCUCUGACAGAAAAAACACGUAUAAAAAUCAAAGAUGACACUCAGGAACGGAUGAUGGACUAAAUGCUCAAACCAGGAGAACAAUGCAACCAAAUGUGAACAUAACUUCAAUUUGUUUGUAGAUUUUUAAAAAAUCUAAUUGUUUUUUUUUAAAUCUGCAUAACAAAUACAUUUCUGUUGGAACUUUCUGCACAUUUUUUUAUCAUUUUGCAAAGGGAAGCAAAUAUAAAUCGAUAUAUUUUUAUGAGAAACAGGAUAUAAAGUGAAAAAGAAUAGAGAAAGAAAGUUCUCUUUUUAUUCAGCUGUUUGUUUUGAAGCUGAAGAAACAGAUAAACAAGUGACCUUAAGGUCAGAAGUCCUCCUUUGUAUCCUCGUAUUGAUUCCUAUAGAACAGACACCAGUUUUCAAAGUGCUGCAUUAGAUUAAGGAUAAAAGGGGAAAAAAAGAGUUAAAUCCAAAACCAAUUUAUAGCAACAUAAAUAGAUUUAUUUUACUUAAAAAGAUUUUUUUAAAUGCAUUAAAGGGCAGCAGAGGCCUUAUUUGAAAGGCUUUCAUCUCUACUUUUAAGAUGCACCUUAACGAUUAUGUCUUAACACGUCUUCUUCUUGACUUCUUUAUUUUGUUUCUUUUAACUUGAAACUUUUAGCUUUUUUUGUGCCUGCAAGUUUGAUCAAAACAUUGUUCAUUUUUGUCUGUUCAUUUCCAUUUGAAAGGCAUUUUGGCCUUUCUUUAAAUGCCAGAACAGAAACCUCCUAAAGCUGUGUCAGAGUUUGUUGAUUUGGGACCUCCAGCCUUGACUUCUGCUCAGAUCUUCAGUAGCAGCGCCGCCGCUGAAUAUAAAGAAGGAAGUAUGGCCACCACUGUUGCUGUCAGCCCCAGUGAAUACCUUCAGCCCUCCUCUGCUUCCACGCAACAGGACACCCAGCCGUCCCCUCUGGCCCUGCUGGCGGCCACCUGCAGUAAAAUCGGCCCUCCCGCCGCUCAGGCCCCCGUCACCUCUCCGCCGGCGCAGCCGCAACCCCGCAGGCUCCUCCCCAUAAAGCCGGCCCCCAUAGCCCCAGCUCCUCCCAAAAACAUGGGCUUCCUGUCAGCUAAGGGGAAUGUGAUCCAGCUCCCCGCCGGCCUGGGCUCCAGCGCUCCCGGCAGCCCCAUCGUCCUCACAAUCCAGCAGAGUCCUUCCCGCUCCAGCGCCUCCGGCCCGGCUAACAUCCAGUACCAGGUGGUGCCGCAGAUCCAGGGACCGCAGACUAUCCAGAUGAUGCCACAGGGGGGUCAGAUCCAACUCAUUCCAGGCACCAACCAGGCCAUCAUCACCGCUCCUAUGACCGUGCCGGCUCCGGCCGCCGCCGCUCCGGUCACGCCGCAGAAGACGGUAGCCAUCAAGCCGUCUCUGAAGGCGAAAAAGGCCGCUUCUGCGACGGUGGUGCAGCUGCCCGGCGGCCAUACGCUUCCGCUCAACGUGGCCACCGGCGAGGUGGGCGUGGCGCCCAUCCUCACAGAGACGCAGGCUUCCCUCACGGCUCCCGAGAAGGGCCGACGGGGCCGGAAGAGGAAGGUGGUUCUGCCGGCCGAGCCUCCGCCCCCCGCCCCCACGCAGGCGGCCUCCCCGACUCCGGACCAAAUGGAGACCAUACUGAUCGAGGCUGGUGACAACAUCAUUCAGGCGGGAAACAACCUACUGAUUGUCCAGAGUCCCGGUCAGCCGGCUGUGGUGCAGCAGGUUCAGCUGGUCCAGCCCAAAGCCGACUCGCAGCUGGUCCAGAUUCCCCAGCAGGCCUUGAAGGUGGUUCAAGCUGCUUCGGCCACUCUGCCCCCCGUCCCACAAAGACAGCCGGUCUCUCCAAACCUGCAAACCUCUCCAACAGAGCCGACGCCCACACAGAUCAUCUUUAAGACAGCGACGGGCGAGUGGCAGUCCGUUCAGCUCCAGGAGUCCGUUUCCACGGUAACCACCCCAACCACCUCGGUGGCCCCCGCCAUCACCUCCCCGUCAGCCAACGCCAAGAAGCCGGGGGGGAAAAAGGAGAGGACGUUGGCGAAGAUCGCCCCGGCGGGUGGAAUGAUCACCUUCAACGCGUCCCAGCUCCCGUCGGCGGCACAGGCGGUCCAGACCAUCAGCAUCAACGGGGUCCAGGUCCAGGGGGUUCCCGUCACCAUCACCAACACGGGAGGCCAGCAGCACCUGACGGUUCAGACCAUGCAGGGCGGGGGGCUGCAGCUGGCGCCCACCCAGGGUCAGUCGGCCAUCCAGGUAGAACAGACCUUCACGCUGGAGCUGCCCAGUCAACCCGGGGAGAAAAAGCGGCGCAUGGCCUGCACCUGCCCCAACUGCAAAGACGCAGACAAAAGGCCCGGCGAGGUGGGCAAACGGAGACACAUCUGUCACGUUCCCGGCUGUGAGAAGACGUUCAGGAAAACGUCGCUGCUCCGAGCUCACGUCCGGCUGCACACGGGGGAGCGGCCCUUCGUCUGCAACUGGGUUUACUGCGGGAAGCGCUUCACGCGCAGCGACGAGCUGCAGCGGCACGCCAGGACGCACACAGGAGACAAGCGCUUCGAGUGCAGCCAGUGUCAGAAACGCUUCAUGAGGAGCGACCACCUGACGAAGCAUUACAAGACUCACAUAAACACCAAGAACCUGUGAGCCCGGCCCGGCUUCUACCGGAACAGAACUGUUACAGGAAAGCCGUGGGGGGGGGUUAUGCCUGACUCAACCUGAUGUGGAAAAACAAACUGGUAUUUAAGCCCCCCGCUCCCCCUCUGCUGCUCCAGGACGCUGCUGUGGUGUACAAAGAAGUCCUUUUUCCAACGGAUCCAGUCCUUCACAUGGCUUUAUCUUUCUUUUCUUUUCUUUGUGUUUUAAUGUUCAGAACUGGCACGACUGUGUUUAUGUUAAUGAGGGGGCGUGGCUUCAAGCACUGAUGCAGAUCCCUCCAUUAAAAAAAAAAGAUCUAUAACCUUGUGUGAAGGUGGGAAACGGAGGCGUCGGCGCUGGAGAAUCCAGGACGGGUCCCAAACUCCGGCUUCAGUGGUUUGUUUAACUCCAAACUAUAAAGACGCUAAAACAACAAAACAUGCAGAUUCAGAUCCGGAUUCUCCCUUUUCCACUGAAUUUGAAACUAAUUCUACAGAUAAAUAAAUCACCGUUCUGCUGGAUCCUCAUCUUCACCUGCGAUCAUGGAAAAGUAACUCAAAGAUCAGAAGCAAACGUUUUAAGCGGCUUUGGAGCUGAAGAUGAGAUGAACUCACAUUCUUACUCCAUGCAGUUUUUAGUUUUUGAGUUAAAAUGGUUUUUAUGACUAAGAACUCUUACAGAAACUUAAUUGGAGAAAAAGAAAUGAACUUUUUUGCACACAUCCAAUCUGAAAAGUUUCAUGUUGAGUGGAAUUCUGGGAGGUUUAGUUUAUAACCUCUUCAGACUUCCAUUUGAGCUGACAGGCACAGUCACAGGGCCCCAGAAAAAAAAACAAAUUGGGUGAUGUACCCCCAAAAUGUGAUGUCACGUGACACGUGGACGCCAUCUGCAGAGGUUAAAGGUCAGAAUCAGACUUUUAAUAGCAGCUUUGGAGCUGAGGAGGAGAUGAACUCACAUUUUAAAACGGAGACCUACAAUAGAAACAGGAAACCUGAACACCACCACACAUCAGUUUCUGAGAAGCUUCCUGGUGAGUUGAAUUCUGGGAAGUGUAGUAUAUUGAAGGUUUUCCAUGAUACUGUUUAUAAAGUAACAUUUUUCUGUGGGAAAGCUGCUAGCUGCAUCAAACAGGUGUGCUUGGCGUCUAAAGUCGUUUGUACUGAUAUGUUUUCAAUCUUUUGACUUGAUUUACUUUCAGACUGUUGGAGGGAAUUACCCUAAAACAUUCGGGCCUCUUCAAUAACCUGCGAUGGCGUCUUAGGGCCACCAUCACAGCUAAAUAAGAUGAACGGAGGAAAACCGUAACUAUUUUACAAGAAUAAAGUGGUAAACGUAUGCUUCAUAAAGUUGUAAUUUUACAAGGAAAAAGUUUUGCUUUUUUGAUAAUAAAAUGUUCAACAAUCUCAAUAAAGACCAUCGGAAAUUACCUGUUAAGUUGACGAUGGAAUCUCACUAAAUGGAAUUUACUUUUUAUAGAAUUUAAUGACUUUAUUUUGAUCGAAGUACAACUUUAUUUCGAAGCUUUGAAAGACUUUUUCCUUGCUGAACUGUAACUUUUAAAAUCCUAAAUAUACAACUUUAUUCUUGUAAAAUGUUGACUUUUUCUCAUAUAUAUAUAUAUAUAUAUAUAUAUAUAUAUAUAUAUAUAUAUAUAUAUAUAUAUAUGGUGACCCUAAUGCUCUGUUGUAAUAACCAUAUAUGUAUUUAUUCACGUUUUUAAACUGGCAAUGACUUUUUAGACUGUAUGUUCUAGAAAGGAAGUAUUUUCCAUAAAAAAUUACGGAAAUGAGUUUGCUUUAAAUGAUGUACUGAAAAAACAAAGUUGUUAAGCAGCGUUUUCUUCUGGUUUAGUCGUACGUUGCUGUACACGAGUGAAUGACUUAUUAUUUUGUCUAUUUGACAAUCAUUUCACAAAAUGCAAACAGAGGAAGAAAGUCUUUCUUUCUUUUUGUUGAAGCUUUGAUGCAGAGUCGACUCCUGACAGGUUUCCAUGUUGAAUCACAGACCAGCAGCUUUGUGCUGUUGUGCAGCGUUCAUUGUGUUUCUAACAGAAAACCCGCUGAUCUCAUCCGUGUUAGUCGCCUGAAGAACCUUUGAACAGACUUUUAUUUUUGGGUGAAAGUUCCCCAAACUCCCUUUAAGCUCUGCAGCUCCCCGCUGCUCACGCUUUCAAGAUGAAAUUUACAUUUCUGCAUCUCCGUUCUUAGGUUUAUGCUAGAAACGUAUGACCAAAAACACAAACACACCCUUUUAAAGUGCUUUGUGAGCCCAGACGGCUCCUUUUUUUUGUUCUUUAUUUGGAUUAAAAAGACUGUCUGGAGACGUGCCACGGCAUCGGGACGGAAAACAAAUUCAUAUUUAUGCUUUUCAUGUUUGAAAAUGUAAAUAGUGUGUGUCAAGUGACACGGUGUAUGUAGAAUAAAGUUAAUUAAGCUGCAUAGAUUUCAGGCUGGGCAGCCGGCCUCGAAGGAAAACACGUGUACAGUUUGUAAGAAAUAAAAUAAUGUGACAUUGUAUAGCUUCAUUCCUGCUUUCUAUAAGGUGUCUUGACCUUUUUCUAUUGGAUGAAAGAUGCCUUAGACAGCCACACCCAGUAUUUAACAGUACCCCCCCCCCAGUCAAAGUGUUAACAUUUGUAAGUUAUGUUUUAAGCUUUUAACUUAAAACCUCACGUUCUACAGUUUGUAAAAUUACCAUGUAAUUAGAAAUGUGGGCUUUUACUUUUUUUCUUUCCCCAAAUGAAGGCAUUUCUAAUGCUUGGCUUCUGUGUAUUAAAUGGUUCUGUUAUAUACUGUCACACAGCCCCCCCCCCGGUGAUUAUCAGGAGAAAACCUAAAACCAGCAGCCGAUUUUAUAAAAGACUUAAAGGUGCUAGAAUAAGCUUCGCUCCUUUUCUACCAUCACCUCCUCAAUAAAAGACUCAAACCGUU